UUUACUGUGCUGAUUUGACACAGAUGUCUUUGUUUUUACAUGCAUUUAAAACGGCAUAAUUUACAGGACGUGUUGCAAUUUUGUAAGGUCUGGCAAAGAAGAAAGCGAGUCCCAGAAGAAAUGUUUGGAUACUCGAUAGGAGGGAGCCAAGCAGGCAGCUGAUCCGGCGCGUCUAAAAAUAAACAGCGUACACUCAGACUGCUUCUCUCUCCUUUGCACGAAAAUCAGCGAAUAGGAAUCAAUGUGAACAAAUAGCCAACGGGAUAUAUACAUAAAUAUAGCAUAUUGUUAUCGAGGCCUUCCAGAGCUGAACAGGAGCCAUGCCCCUCUCGUUCUGUGGUAACGAUAAUGCUUCAGCCUACAGUGUGGACGAUGGGGUCUUGGACAAUGGCUGUUUUGUUGAUGCUCUCAACCUGGUCCCCCAUGUCUUCCUGCUGUUCAUCACUUUCCCCAUAUUGUUCAUUGGCUGGGGGAGUCAGAGCUCUAAGGUUCAGAUCCACCACAGCACCUGGUUACACUUCCCUGGACACAACAUGAGGUGGAUCCUAACAUUUACACUUCUGUUCGUCCAUGUGUGUGAGACAGCUGAAGGGAUCGUUUCUGAUGUGUAUAUGAAAUCCUGCCACCUGCACCUUUUCCUGCCUGCAUUCGUGGGGUUCAUAGCUGCCACUACGUCUGUAGUCUACUACCACAACAUCGAAACCUCCAACUUCCCCAAGCUGCUCCUGGCCUUGUUUAUCUACUGGGUGCUGGCGUUUGUCACGAAGACCAUCAAGCUGGUGAAGUACUACGAGCACAACGUGGGGGUCCAGCACCUGAGGUUCUGCAUCACAGCCAUGCUUGUCAUUCUGUAUGCACUGCUGAUGGCAGUGGAGAUCAAUGUGAUCAGGGUCAGGAGGUAUGUCUUUUUUGCAAACCCUCAGAAAGUAAAGCCCUCAGAGGACCUGCAAGAUUUGGGCGUCAGAUUCUUGCAGCCGUUUGUAAAUUUACUGUCCAAGGCCACAUAUUGGUGGAUGAACCCACUGAUCAUCGGCGCUCACAAGAGGCCGAUCGACCUGAAGAAGAUCGGGAAACUGCCCAUUGCCAUGAGGGCUUUGACUAACUAUAUACGCCUGAAGGACGCCUACGAGGAGCAAAGGAAGAUGGUGACAGACCAGGCUGACAAGAGUCCGUCUAUCUGGAGGUCCAUGUACCGAGCGUUUGGGAGGCCCAUCCUUCUUAGCAGCACCUUCCGCUACCUGGCCGACCUGCUGGGCUUCGCUGGACCGCUCUGCAUCUACUGCAUCCUCCUGCGGCUCGACGACCGGAAAAGCCCCCAGAUGAGUGAGCAGAAGAACGUCACUACAAGUGAUUUGAUUGUCUAUUACGUGUCAUCUCAUGAGCUGCUGGAGAACACUUUCAUUCUGGCAGUCCUCCUGUUCUUGGCUCUAAUUCUGCAGAGGACAUUUUUACAGGCCUCUUAUUACGUGACCAUUGAAACAGGAAUCAACCUUCGUGGGGCCUUGCUGGCUAUGAUAUACAACAAGAUGCUGCGCCUCUCCACUUCCAACAUGUCCAUGGGCGAGAUGACCCUGGGGCAGAUCAACAACCUGGUCGCCAUAGAAACAAACCAGCUCAUGUGGUUUUUGUUCCUGUGCCCAAAUUUGUGGGCUAUGCCCGUGCAGAUCAUCAUGGGAGUUGUCCUCUUACAUUACCUACUGGGUUUCAGCGCUCUGAUUGGUGCUUGCGUGAUAGUUCUCCUAGCUCCAAUUCAGUACUUCAUAGCAACCAAGCUGGCUGAAGCACAGAAGAGCACCCUAGACUACUCCACAGACAGGCUGAAGAAGACCAAUGAGAUUCUGAAGGGCAUCAAGCUGCUGAAGCUGUAUGCCUGGGAGAACAUCUUCUGCAGUAGUGUGGAGGAGACCAGAGUGAAGGAGCUCACCAGCCUCAAAACGUUUGCGCUCUACACCUCGCUGUCCAUUUUCAUGAAUGCUGCCGUCCCUAUAGCAGCUGUGUUAGUGACUUUCAUGACCCACGCCUACACCAGUUCUACAGAGCUGAGCCCAGCUGUGGCCUUCGCAUCCCUAGCCCUGUUCCACAUCCUGGUCACGCCACUCUUCCUGCUGUCCACUGUGGUCAGGUUCACGGUCAAAGCCAUCGUCAGUGUCCAGAAGCUGGGAGAGUUUCUGUUGAGUGACGAGAUAGGCGAUGACAGCUGGAGGAAUGGAGAGACCUCGGUGUCUUUAGAGUCCUGUAAGAAACACCCCGGAGCUCACACCAAAGCCAUAAACAGGAAGCUGCCCCUGAGGUAUCAGCUGGAUAGCUUCGAGCAGCCGUCCCGAAGGCAGCCACGUCCCACAGAGACUGAAGACAUCGCGGUCAAGGUGAAUAACGGAUUCUUCUCAUGGGGAAGCAACGUGGCAACAUUAUCGGACAUAAACAUGCACAUCCCUACAGGACAGUUGACUAUGAUCGUGGGUCAGGUAGGCUGUGGAAAGUCCUCUCUUCUCCUGGCAAUGCUUGGGGAGAUGCAGACGAUUGGUGGGAAAGUGCACUGGAGCAAUAAAAACAGGAACUCUGUGGCGUAUGCUGCUCAGAAGUCUUGGCUGCUGAACGCCACAGUGGAAGAGAACAUCACUUUCGGGAAUCCUUUUAACAAGCAGAGAUACAAAGCUGUUAUAGACACAUGCUCUCUGCAACCUGACAUCGACCUGUUGCCCUAUGGAGAUCAGACGGAGAUAGGAGAAAGGGGAAUCAACCUGAGUGGAGGCCAGAGACAGAGGAUCUGUGUGGCACGGGCCCUCUAUCAGAACACAAACAUCGUGUUCCUGGAUGACCCCUUCUCUGCACUGGAUAUCCACCUGAGUGACCACCUCAUGCAGGAGGGGAUCCUCAAGUUCCUGCAAGAUGACAAGAGGACAGUGGUGCUGGUGACACACAAGCUGCAAUACCUGAUCCAUGCUGACUGGAUCAUUGCUAUGAAGGAUGGUACUUUGCUAAGAGAAGGAACGCUGAAGGAUAUCCAGAACAAUGACAUUGAGCUCUAUAAACACUGGAAGACGCUUAUGAACCGACAGGAUCAAGAAUUAGAGAAGGACACUGAUGUUGCUGACAGCCAGACAGCUCUGGAGAGGAAGAACCUCAGGAGAGCCUUGUACUCAAGAGAGGCCAAGUCGCAGAUUGACGAUGAAGACGAAGAGGAGGAGGAGGAGGAGGAUGAUGAGGACACCAUGUCGAUGAUGACCAGCCGGCGCUCAAAGAUCCCCUGGAGGGUUUGCUGGAACUACCUGACCUCAGGGGGCUUCCUGCUGCUCUUCAUGAUGAUCUUCUGCAACCUGCUCAAGCACUCCGUCAUCGUCGCCAUAGACUACUGGCUGGCCACCUGGACCUCCAGCGCACAGAACAGUUCCAUGAGCGCACACAGCAGUGUCAACGGCACGCUCACAGACACGGCUCCUUUUGAUCUCUCCUACUACACCACUGGCUUCAGUAUUCUUUGCAGCUCUGGGAUUGUACUCUGCCUCAUCGCCUCGUUGACUGUGGAAUGGAUGGGUCUGUUCGCAGCCAGAAACCUCCAUCACAAUCUUCUCAACAAAAUCAUUCUAGCACCAAUCAGAUUUUUUGACAUCACACCCCUGGGCCAAAUGCUGAACCGCUUUUCGGCUGACACCAACAUCAUUGAUCAGCACAUCCCUCCGACUCUGGAGUCCCUGACCCGCUCCACCCUGCUCUGUCUGUCAGCUAUCGGAGUCAUCGCCUUCGUCACGCCUUUCUUCCUCAUCGCCAUGCUGCCCCUGGGGAUCGCCUUCUACUUCAUACAGAAGUACUUCAGGGUUGCGUCCAAGGACCUGCAGGACCUGGACGAUUCCACCCAGCUGCCACUGCUCUGCCACUUCUCCGAAACCGCUGAGGGCCUCACCACCAUCCGCGCAUUCAGACACGAGGCCCGUUUCAAGCAGCGCAUGCUGGAGCUGAUUGACACAAACAACGUCGCCUACUUGUUUCUCUCUGCUGCCAACCGGUGGCUGGAGGUCAGAACGGAUUAUCUCGGUGCUGUGAUUGUACUCACGGCUGCUGUCACAUCAAUAUGUACUUCUGAGAACGGACUUCAAUCAGGACUGGUGGGACUGGGACUCACCUACGCUCUUACAGUGACUAAUUACCUGAACUGGUUGGUGAGGAGCCUGGCAGAUCUGGAGGUGCAGAUGGGAGCAGUGAAGAAAGUCAGUGGCUUCCUGAGCACGGAAUCAGAGAACUACGAGGGCGAUCUCUCUCAAGUUCCAGAGGACUGGCCUCAGCAAGGGGAGAUCAAGAUCCAGAACCUGUCUGUGCGAUACGACUCCGUUCUGAAACCAGUGCUGAAGCAUGUAAACGCAUACAUCAACCCUGGACAAAAGGUUGGAAUCUGUGGCCGCACAGGUAGUGGAAAAUCCUCUCUCUCCCUGGCCUUUUUUAGAAUGGUGGACAUGUUUCAAGGGAAGAUUAUCAUCGAUGGAAUAGACAUCAGCAAACUGCCUCUGCCCACCCUACGGUCCAGACUGUCCAUUAUCCUGCAGGACCCUGUGCUGUUCAGCGGCUCCAUUCGGUUUAACUUGGACCCGGAGCGCACGUGCACAGAUGACAGACUCUGGGAGGCCCUGGAGAUUGCCCAGCUGAAGAACAUGGUCAAGUCACUGCCGGGCGGGCUAGACGCGGUGGUGACGGAGGGAGGGGAGAACUUCAGCGUGGGGCAGAGGCAGCUCUUCUGUCUGGCCAGGGCCUUUGUGCGCAAGAGCAGCAUCCUCAUCAUGGAUGAGGCCACGGCUUCCAUAGACAUGGCCACGGAGCACAUUUUGCAGAAGGUAGUGAUGACGGCCUUUGCAGAUCGCACUGUUGUUACCAUUGCUCACCGGGUGUCCUCCAUCCUGGAAGCUGAGCAGGUUUUAGUGUUUUGCGAGGGUAUUUUAGUGGAGUGUGACUCAGCGUCCAGCCUGCUGUCCCAGGAUGAUAGCCUCUUCACCCUUCUGGUGAAGACGCACAAGUAGACCAGCCCUUGUGUCUCCCGGAGGACUUCCUGCUCUCUGCACUGCGUGCACACUAUCCUGACGGCAGACCAGGUCAUCGUGAUGAAGCGAGGCAAUAUCCUGGAGUACGAUAACUCUCCUGGCACACGAGGACAGCGUCUUCGCCUCUUUUGUCAGGGCUGAUAUGUAACUCUUCACUGGCCUCCCACACAGUGCAUGAAGCGAGCCUCGCCUUUUAAAGAGCAUGGCCGUUCUGGGUGACAGUUACCACACAAAGGGGCAGAUUCUCAAAAGCUACUGUAUUUACUGCAAAUCGUCAGGCACGCCUUUUUGUGUUUUCCUGAAAGGUGUUUCAGAAAAAAAAUGAUUUGGAGUAAAUCACUUUAAGAAUCCAGUCCAAAAUCUUUAGAUAACUUUGUUUUUUUUUAUUAUAAAAAACCAAUACCUUUAAUACAGUAUAUACUUUUAUAAUUCACAAGCAAUAAAAAUAACAACACGUUUGCCAGUUAUAAUUCCGAAUGUUUUUUCCUUGUAUUGAUGAUACUCGUGUUAUAAUCUGUACAUGUACAUAUAACUGAAAUGUCCCACAAGCACAUUUUGUAUACUCUGUUUAUCUGACAUAACUAACAAAAAGUUUGAUACAAGUUUGGCAUUUUUGUCAGGGUUAGUAUGGCUUUUUUUUAUAAGAGUUAAUCUGGCAUUUUUGUUGUGUGUUGACAUGUAAUUUUAUAAAAAUGUCUUCUUCAUUUUGAAGUAUGUCAGUAGCUUGACACAAAAAAACAAAAACAAAAGUGUCAAACUGUGUCUUCUGAAUCUCCAGAUCCCUUUCAGUGUUUUGUUGCUCACUGUAUGAUGCAUUGCGUCGGGUCGUCCUGACCUGCAAUAGCCAAGGAACGUGACCAUCGGCUCGAGAUUACUGUAUGGCCUGGAUAUCUGGGGCAGUGAUGGAUCUGAAUCCAAACAAAUACCGGCCCACAGUCACUUCUUUAGUUUCUGUAAAAAUGAAUCAGGGAAUUUUGGUCUCAGUUUUGAGAUCUCUAACACGUUUAGACAAUAGAAAUUAAAAUGCCUAUUGUAUUGAUUUCUUCAACAUCGUCGGAUGCAGACACCACCUGGCUGUCAGAAUUAUGGACACAGCGACUUUGCAAUAACACCACGAGUGGAAGCAACAAUAGUGCCACACAGUGUGUUGUUAUUUUACUGGACUACAUGACAUCCAAUGCUGUUAAAAAUGCUUUAGUGGCUGCAGCUAUGGAAAGCAAGUGUUAAGAAGUAUUUAAAUCAGCAGGUAUUAAAUAAACACAUUCAUUAAUAAUUUCAAAACAAGAAAAGCUGUCCUUCCCUCACCUUUACAGUCGAGUACCUAUCAAUGGCAGUCAGCUCAGAUAUUGAGUGUUGUAAAUGUCGAUUGGAAGCACGUUGCACUCUCAUUCGGGGGCUCGCGUUUUUAGUGCCGUACCGAGUAGUACGCUGACAAUGUAAAGAUGUGCAUGUAUGAGUGUGAGUAUCAGCACACCACUAUGCAAAAGGGGCACUUCAGAACCAAAUCAAAGUUGUUACAAUGUUACCAAGGAGUGGUUGUCAUUUUGCCAAUUUUGUGAUGCUUUUAUAAUACUUCUUUUGUCUUAAAUGUACAUAUGCAGUUACCGUUUUUGACAUGUUGGGUUUUAAAGACAUUAAGAAAAAACCACGUGCCUACUUUUUUACACAAAACAAAAUGUCAUGUGUUUUGCAUGAUAUUUAGUGUGCGAUUUUAUUUAUUGUGGCUGUUUGAACAGAUUUACUGCCAUUCUUAAUUCAAUGUAGCUAAAUGUUUUCUGCAUGAAAAUGGAACAUUUUAUAAAAAGAAAAAAUGUGUCACUAUAUGAUCUGAUAUCAGACGAGCACUACCUUACCGUAUAAUGGACUGGAUUCCCAAAGCUAUUUAUUCCUAAUGGCUGUUAGAAUGGUUUCUUCAAAAAGGAAAAACACAGCCUGCAAAAUUACCCAACCAGAAAUAAACAAUUUCAGUUUGGGUCCUGUUGUUUAAUGUUUAAAAAAACUAUUGCCGAACACUUAAGACAGCAUGCAGCACACAUUACCAGAUAUGGGUAUGAGUGAACCAUGAAAUAUGCUUCCUUGAAUACUAGUCAGAGAAAAAAAGAAUCACUCCACUGUGUCAUGUGGGAUGAAUAGUAACAUCAGGGCUAAUGAAGACUAAUUACACUGUGUUAAUAAUUAAGUGUCUCUGGGGAAGUAGCCAGUGUAAUUAACUAAUGUUCUGAAACGUGUUCUCCACUAUCCCUGCAAGAAGAACUCUAUUAAUAGUAAACUUACUGACUCCGCUAAGAGACGUGAUGCACACUGCCUCAUGAACGUGUGAUCAAUGCUCAUCCCCAUUCACCUCACUCAUGGUUUCAAUGUUAUUGUGUCUUAUUUAGUAGGUGUGAUUAGGGUACUGUUCGUGGUGUGAUACAGGGGGGCUGGUUGUUCAGAUUGGACAUGCUGCACGUGAAUACUGAUAGACAGCAAUUUUUCUUUCUUUUUUUGUGCAAUUUAUUUUAAAGUGGAGCCUUUGCCAGCUAAAAUAAGCAGGGCAAUUGUGAUGCUCCAUGCAACAACUUAACUGGUUGUACUCCACUUGAAGAAUGAGGUGUAUUGCACAAGCUGUCAUCAAAGUUGUGAACUUUUCCAAUAAAGCGCAAUUAAAAAAAAUAACCAUUAAAAAAACAAGAAAUACAGCAUUACACAUUGUAAUUAGGAAUUCACUGUGUAAUUAAGGACUGUGUAU
Messenger RNA from Polyodon spathula (Mississippi paddlefish), 7755 nucleotides. RefSeq names its product ATP-binding cassette sub-family C member 9-like. NCBI's taxonomy places the organism in Eukaryota, Metazoa, Chordata, Actinopteri, Acipenseriformes, Polyodontidae. Gene Ontology annotation, cellular component: membrane. Gene Ontology annotation, molecular function: sulfonylurea receptor activity; ATP binding; ABC-type transporter activity. The transcript is spliced from 40 exons. Gene Ontology annotation, biological process: potassium ion transport; transmembrane transport. The record is from RefSeq and is a predicted model, not a curated record. Bases 321 to 5006 code for a protein of 1561 amino acids.